Messenger RNA from Artibeus jamaicensis (Jamaican fruit-eating bat), 1428 nucleotides. It is a transcript of the gene OSTF1, whose product is annotated as osteoclast stimulating factor 1. Gene Ontology annotation, molecular function: protein binding. The transcript has 10 exons. NCBI's taxonomy places the organism in Eukaryota, Metazoa, Chordata, Mammalia, Chiroptera, Phyllostomidae. The record is from RefSeq and is a predicted model, not a curated record. Bases 332 to 976 code for a protein of 214 amino acids. Gene Ontology annotation, biological process: signal transduction.
CCCCCCCGCGCGCGCGCCGCCCAGCGCUCUCGCCUCCAGCUGCCAGCCAAGGAGCCAAUUAGCACUCGGCGAGGCUGUGGCCACUUCCUCGUCCUCUCCAGCGAGCUCCCGGGACAGCUCGGGCGGCCGCGGGGCGGGGCGGGGCGGGGAUUGCGCGGAAGAUCUUUGCCUGCGUUCGCCGGUCGGAGCAAAGGGUGGGCGCAGGUCCUUGAAGGCGCGACACUCCAUACCCUACAAAAAGAAACUUUGGGGCGCCGGGAGUGUCGGCCGGCGGGGCAUUCGGUUGGCUUUUCGUUCGUGGUCUUUAGUAUCAGCUGCACCAGGAAGCGAGAUGUCGAAGCCGCCACCCAAACCGGUCAAACCAGGACAAGUUAAAGUGUUCAGAGCUCUUUAUACAUUUGAACCCAGAACUCCAGAUGAAUUGUACUUUGAGGAAGGUGACAUCAUCUACAUUACUGACAUGAGUGAUACCAAUUGGUGGAAAGGCACCUCCAAAGGCAGGACUGGACUAAUUCCAAGCAACUAUGUGGCUGAGCAGGCAGAAUCCAUCGACAAUCCACUGCACGAAGCUGCAAAACGAGGCAACUUGAGCUGGUUGAGAGAGUGUCUGGAGAACCGAGUUGGCGUUAAUGGCUUAGACAAAGCUGGCAGCACUGCCUUGUACUGGGCUUGUCACGGGGGCCACAAAGAUAUAGUAGAAAUGCUAUUUACUCAACCAAACAUUGAACUGAAUCAGCAGAACAAGUUGGGAGACACAGCUUUGCAUGCAGCUGCGUGGAAGGGUUACGCAGACAUCGUCGAGUUGCUUCUGGCCAAAGGUGCUAGAACAGACUUACGGAACAAUGAGAACAAGCUGGCUCUGGACAUGGCUACUAACGCUGCCUGUGCAACUCUCCUGAAGAAGAAGCAGGGAACAGAUGGUGUUCGAACAUUAAGCAAUGCUGAGGAUUAUCUUGAUGAAGAUGACUCAGAUUAAUUCCCUUCUGAAGCUUGAAGAGCUACAACGUCUGUUGCUUUUGCCAUUCCAAAACCUUGUCUUUGCCAGAAGAGUGUUGGUAACAGUUUUUUUUAAGUCUGUAUGAACAUGGCAGUAUUGCACUGUAUUUGAGUAGAACAUGUAAAUGAAUAGUUCUCACCUUUGGUUUGCCAAUAAGUGACUGGAUACUUUGCUGUGUAAAGUACAUUUUUGUUCACCAGAGUAGAACAACAAGAAGAGAUUAUUGCUAUUUAUCAAGUUAAAGGAAUUUUAAGAAUUUAUUCUUUAAAAAAAUUAGGAUUUUUUUUUUUUAGUUAAAGUUCUUUACCUCAAGGAUUGAGCUAUUUUGAAUGGAUUUUUCAAGGGGGGAGAUGCUUAUUGUAAUAAUAAACCAAAAGAUAACAGGAAAUCGUCAGUUAUUCUGACAGAAAUAAACAUUUUAAGAGACUUUA